CUCACUGCGAACCCGAAGUGGCCAGAGAUCACCCGCGCGCUCCUUCCUGGUCAGACAGCGUAUGAUCGUCCUGAUCUGGUCGCUCGCGUGUUUGCCCUCAAGCGAGACACCUUGCUCCACGACAUCUACCAUGGUGGCAUACUCGGUACACCUGCGGCAUACAUCUACUCGACCGAGUUCCAGAAGCGUGGGCUGCCGCAUUGUCACGCUCUCAUCAUUCUCCACGAUCCUUGGAAGAUGAAGACUGUGGACGCCAUUAACAGCAUCAUCAGCGCUGAGUGGCCUGAUCCUGAUGCUCAGCCCCGUCUUUUUGACAUUGUC
Messenger RNA from Schizophyllum commune H4-8, 321 nucleotides. RefSeq lists its product as uncharacterized. The annotation marks the transcript as partial. The record is from RefSeq and is a predicted model, not a curated record. The transcript has a single exon. NCBI's taxonomy places the organism in Eukaryota, Fungi, Basidiomycota, Agaricomycetes, Agaricales, Schizophyllaceae.